Tribolium madens (black flour beetle) is the source of this 2178-nucleotide messenger RNA. RefSeq names its product digestive cysteine proteinase 1 (gene CtsK1). The transcript has 7 exons. The record is from RefSeq and is a predicted model, not a curated record. The coding region runs from base 481 to 2133 and encodes 550 amino acids. Gene Ontology annotation, molecular function: cysteine-type endopeptidase activity. Gene Ontology annotation, biological process: immune response. NCBI's taxonomy places the organism in Eukaryota, Metazoa, Arthropoda, Insecta, Coleoptera, Tenebrionidae. Gene Ontology annotation, cellular component: lysosome.
AAACAAUAACAAACCAAUUCCAAAAGCUUUUCUAUUAAUACGAGUUCAGUGGAGUUUACUGAUUUUAUACACCUGUCUAAGUAGUUCAACAUUUAAGCUAUUUUGCAAGGUUAUCAUAUUUCUUCCUGUACUGUGGCAAAUUUUUAUCAACAAAUAUUUAUUGAAUGCAAAGUUCAGUGACUUGUAAUUGUCAUUUAUCUCCAACACAAAAUAUACAUUUUCAAUAUUGAUCUGAUCUUAAAACAUUUUUUAAACCUUUAUUCCUGAUUAAAAUCAGUUAAAAAUUCUGAUGAAAUUGUAUAGUAUUGACGAAUCAUCAAGCAGUUUUGUCCAUAUUUGCAUAUCCCCUCUUCGUUGAAUCGCUUCACUCCAAUCGAAACUUUCUACCACUUAUCAGCUGAGUUCAUAGGUCGUGGGGGUUGUUUUUAAAAGGAGGACUCUUAUCUAAUUGUUUAUUUGUAUCUCUGACGCCAAACAAGAAUGUUGUUAACAAGUGUGAUUUUUUCGUGUUUUUUGGCUCUAGUCUAUGGGGACUGUGCCGCUAAAGCACCGGCAUGGAGCAACACAUACACGGUUAAAGGAAUUCUUUACAUCCCUUAUGCAGAAAUUGAAGAACCUUUUUAUGUCUGGUACGAUGGUUCCUCGAAACGUUCUCGUAUCGAUUAUUACGGCGAUAUGGUGAAAACCUACCAACUCUCCUCAAGCGGCCCUUACGGCACCAGUUUGAAAAUAGCCCCCGUGACAACAGAGACCGAAACCAACUCCCGGACAUGUCUUCAAGUGAAUGGCACUGAAGAUAUCACGAUAGAGCCCCAAUCCAUUCUCCCCGACCUCACAAAUUUCGAGUGUACCGGUGAGGAGACAAUCAGCGGAGUCCUAACCGAGAAAUGGGCCCUCACUCAAACCAUUGGCCAAAAAGUCAACAAGUACGCCAUGUGGCUACAUUACAAAGACGAUCCCGACAACGCCGGAGUCAAAAUCGCCGUUCCGGUCAAAUAUGAAAUGAGGGGUUACAAUUCACUCUUGGGGAGUCACUAUGACCACUACUACCUUGAUUAUGACUCCUUCAGCUCUGACCCCAUUCCGGACGAUAUCUUCAAACUUGAUUCAAACAUGAAAUGUAGUGCUUUCCCCGGCCCUGGCGACAAACACAUUUACACUUUCAACCCCAUGGCUGAGUUUGUCAGACCCGAAAAAACUGGCCAUGUUGAUUUCGAAUUUAACAAAUUCACGCGAAAACAUGGCAAAAAAUACCAAAAUGAAACUGAUGCUCUUGUACGCAAGGAUAUUUUCCGACAAAACGUCCGAUUUAUUCAUUCAAUGAACAGACAAAACAGGGGAUUCACCUUAACUAUUAACCAUUUGGCUGAUAAAACUCCAGCGGAAUUGAAAGCUUUGAGAGGGCGUACUUAUUCCGGAGGUUACAACGGUGGGGCCCCCUUCCCAUACAAAAACAUAAAUAAAGAGGAUUUGCCAGACCAGUGGGAUUGGAGACUGUUUGGCGCUGUGACACCCGUUAAAGAUCAGUCGGUUUGUGGCUCUUGCUGGAGUUUUGGGACAGUGGGAACUAUCGAAGGGGCACUUUUUUUGCACAAUGGCGGAAGGCUCUUUAGAUUGUCUCAACAAGCUCUAGUUGAUUGCUCCUGGGGGUAUGGAAAUAAUGGUUGCGAUGGAGGAGAAGAUUUUAGAGCGUAUCAAUGGAUGUUGAAACAUGGAGGUAUUCCGACUGAAGAGGCUUAUGGCCCUUAUUUGGGACAAGAUGGUUAUUGUCAUGCUGAUAAAGUGCAAAAAGUUGCCAAAAUCACCGGUUACGUAAACGUUACAUCCAACGAUGAAAAUGCAUUGAGGUUGGCUCUCUUCAAACACGGUCCUAUUAGCGUAGCCAUUGAUGCCAGUCAACGCACUUUCAGUUUUUACUCCAAUGGGGUUUAUUAUGAACCCAAAUGUGGUAAUAAAAUUGAUGAGCUGGAUCAUGCAGUUUUGGCAGUGGGAUAUGGAACUAUCAAUAGUGAAAAUUACUGGUUAGUUAAAAACAGUUGGUCGAAUUAUUGGGGCAACGAUGGAUACAUCCUAAUGUCAUCUAAAGACAACAACUGUGGAGUCAUGACAACUCCCACUUACGUAACAAUGUAAUAAAAUUGUGAUUUAUUUAGAAUAAUAAAUAAUGGUUACAUAAAA